AUGGCUGAGAACGACCUACCACUCACGAUUUUUCAGAGCAUUGUAGGCAUUACUGGGAUCUGUGGUAAUGCUUUGGUCUGCGUGGUGAUCGCUAAAAUCCGCUUCAUGCACACCCUGACCAACGCCUUUAUCUUCAACCAAGCCCUAAUCGAUCUCUUUGGGUCCUUCAUGAUUUUGCUUAACAAUCUGGUGCCGAUUCCAGACCCACUACCUUCAAAUAGUAAUGGUGUGCUGCUCUGCAGACUUUGGCUCUCUGGAUACUUCAACUGGGCGCUGUUUGUGUCGUCCACCUUUAACCUGGUGGCACUGACUUUGGAGAGGUACCUGGCCAUAGUAUUUCCGUUCAGGUACCAAGUGCUAGGUACUCGCAAAAACGCUCUAAUCAUAAUAGUCAUAGUCUGGGUGUCGGCUUUCUUGUUCACUAGCUAUGGCGUGUUCAUUCGCUACUAUAAAGGCGGCCAAUGUAAGCAGAAACUCGUGGCUCAUCCGGAAGUUCUGGGUGUCGCCGUUUUCGCGGUGACAUUUCUUUUACCCGUCAUUGUUAUGCUGGUCGUCUAUGCCCACAUCACCGUCGUUCUGAAGAGAGGAGCCGGAAGAAUUCAGCCCGGACCAGCGGCUGCUGUUCCGUCUACCGGCACAGCUCCCGAAGGCCAGGGGGAGUCGCUGAUGAGAGCUCGCCGUAACACCUUCAAGACUCUCCUGCUGGUCUUUGUGGCGUUUACCAUUUGCUGGACGCCCAACGAGGUCUUUUUCCUACUCUUUAACCUGGGUGUCGACGUUAACCUGACUUCUACCAUCUUCUUUGUUACUGUUGCUAUGGUUUCUACUAAUAGUUGCUUGAACCCCUUCAUUUACGCCAUCAAGUACAAACAGUUCCGAAAAGCUCUGAAAACUCUCUUUGGCAGACAAGGCGGGAUUGAAGACGAAUCGACACUGGCGACCGUCGCUACUGCCCACGAUUGA
This is a messenger RNA of Acanthaster planci (crown-of-thorns starfish), 963 nucleotides long. RefSeq names its product galanin receptor type 2-like. Gene Ontology annotation, biological process: G protein-coupled receptor signaling pathway. The record is from RefSeq and is a predicted model, not a curated record. Gene Ontology annotation, molecular function: G protein-coupled receptor activity. Gene Ontology annotation, cellular component: membrane. Lineage: Eukaryota; Metazoa; Echinodermata; Asteroidea; Valvatida; Acanthasteridae.